AUGGUGCUAGACACAUGCAAAGGAGCACGUGUGGGAUGCUAUCAUGAUGGUAAGAGAACCAAGUUCUUCUGUGAGUGCCCCAGCUGGAAAAUCUUCGGCGGUCGUGAUCUUGGCUGCCAGGACGUGGACAUUUGCCGCCAUCGGUACAGCACCAAGUGUGCCCUCUUUCCAACAUGCACGCUACUGCCGGGCACCUUGAACUACAACUGCGCAUGUCUGCCCGUGCUGACGCUGUCGAAUAACGGAUCCACCUGCCAGCAGAUAAAUGAAUGUGCGAUGAGUACCUCGCUGUGUGCAAUGAACGAAAUCUGUGUUGAAACGUUGGCAAGUUAUUACUGUACUUGCAAAUCAGGAUACUACCGAGGUGGUGGGAAAUGCACCAACGCCAAUGAAUGUGAGGUUGCUGGAUUCACACCCUGUGGAACAAAUGAGGUGUGCAUUGAUUCACCAGGGUCGUACACAUGCCAAUGUUCAAACGGAUUCUCAGGAUCUGGGAGAACAUGUUCGGAUGUCAAUGAGUGUUCUACAACCGGUAGCAGUGCUGUCACAUGUCCACAGAACUCAACUUGCGGAAAUACAAUCGGUUCGUAUGAGUGUAGGUGUGAUGCUGGCUUCCAGGAUAUUCUACAACCCACAUCGACAACAUCUCCUCGUUGUGAAAACAUUGAUGAAUGCUGUAAUGGCCAGGCUACGUGCUCUGCUGAUAUGCUAUGCAAUGAUACCGUGGGAUCAUAUCAAUGUCUGUGCAAAACCGGAUUCCGCUGGCAAGGAUCUGGGAGAACAUGUUCGGAUGUCGAUGAAUGUUCUACAACCAGUAGCAGUGCUGUCACAUGUCCACAGAACUCAACUUGCUUAAAUACAAUCGGGUCAUAUGAGUGUAGGUGUGAUGCUGGCUUCCAGGAUAUUCUACAACCCACAUCGCCAACAUCUCCUUGUUGUGAAAACAUUGAUGAAUGCCCUAAUGGCCAGGCUGACUGCUCUGCUGAUAUGCUAUGCAAUGAUACCGUGGGAUCAUACGAAUGUUUGUGCAAAACCGGAUUCCGCUGGCAAGGAUCUGGGGGAACAUGUUCAGAUGUCGAUGAAUGUUCUCCAACCAGUAGCAGUGCUGCCACAUGUCCACAGAACUCGACUUGCUUAAAUACAAUCGGGUCGUAUGAGUGUAGGUGUGAUGCUGGCUUCCAGGAUAUUCUACAACCCACAUCGCCAACAUCUCCUCGUUGUGAUAACAUUAAUGAAUGCUGUAAUGGCCAGGCUGACUGCUCUGCUGAUAUGCUAUGCAAUGACACCGUGGGAUCAUACCAAUGUCUUUGCAAAAUCGGAUUCCGCUGGCAAGGCAAAGAUGACGUUUGUGAAAAUAUCAACGAGUGUCAAACAUCUGCUGAGAAUCCCUGUACGGACACAUCACAGUGCAUUGACACCGAGGGAUCAUUUGUGUGCAUGCCAACUUGGCGUGGGGAAGCUCUCUUCUCAUCGCCGACAUCCAGCACAGCAGGUGAUGGCACUGCAACCACCACGGCAGCUGUUCAAAUCGCCACGCUGGCUGUGGGAACUGUACUGCUCAUUUGUGCCAUCGCGAACCUUCUCGUCGCCAGCAAGGUUAGGAAACAACAGCAGUGCGACGAGAGAAUGCGCUUAGAAAAUACGAAGCGCGGUCACGAGGUGCACGCACGGCUGGACAAUACCCUAGCUGAAUCUUCUACAUCAAUCAUCAACACUGGAUCCAUCUCUGCUCGUUAUUGCAACAGUAUUCGGGAUGGGCUCUCCAACACAAAAUCUUACAAGGCGCGAUUCCAGGACAGUUCACAGCAAUGUGGCUCGGUGGACGACUACACAUGCAGCUUUCACCCGAACACGGGCAUACCACAGGGUGAUGAGCACAACCUACAUCUGGAGACCAUCAUGAAUUAUACUGGCUUCGACCAAUCGGACUACGACCACCUGGGCAGUGAGAACACAUGCCCAUCGCAUCGCAUUCCCGAGGAAACCGAGUCUUUAUCAGACACUGCAGUAGAAUCAUUCCAUCAUCUCCAGUGCUAGAUCUAGACCAGGCACAUUGCGCAUUUCCAAACAUUCAACGCAAUAUUAUUAUGAUUAUUAUUAUUAGCUACAUCCAUGCUGGAUGGAUGCAGCUAAUGGGAUUUCGGUCUUUGACCACUUGACCACUCUACUCACCUCCCACCGUUUAGGCGCUGCAUCUGCACCUUUGAUCAUAGAGGGUGGUGGCGUUCCCACGGCGGAUUCGGAAAACUCGGCGAACCGUGAAAUUUUUAGUUUUUUUAUUAUUUAUUAUUAUUAUAAACCCUAUCGGGUGUUAGCGGCCGUCGUGAGUUCCCUUUGGGAACGGACACGAUAAUUUACUUUUUUGUUUUGUUUGUAUUAUUAUUAUUUCCGUAAAACUCUCAGACUCCAUUGCAGCGUAGUUUUCACAUCGGAAAAUAUCUCCAUUGCACACCGUACAUAACAGGCUCUCAGCUGCACCGAAUAGAUUUACUUAUGCCAAUAUUUCGCCCAUUGGGCAUCAUCAGGGCAUCCAUGCAAAAGAAGAGGCAAGCGCCAACAUAAUAUACUCAGCAAACAACGCUGAGCAAUAACACAAUGCAUAAAAGCCAGCACUUGCCACAUGGAAGGAAGAAUGAGGAACGAGCAGGAAUGAGGUGCUUAUGCGCAUGCAUCUACAGAAUAGGCGAAAUAGAAAAUAUCACAACAGUCCUAAAAAUGAAAGAACGGU
Molecule: messenger RNA, 2728 nt
Organism: Sycon ciliatum
Lineage: Eukaryota; Metazoa; Porifera; Calcarea; Leucosolenida; Sycettidae
Product: latent-transforming growth factor beta-binding protein 2-like
Exons: 8
Coding region: 1-2037 (678 amino acids)
Molecular function (GO): calcium ion binding
Source: RefSeq, a predicted model, not a curated record